CGGCGGCGGCGGCAGUGGCGCGGGGCGUGGUCCGUGGAAGGCGUACCGGACUCAGACCAAAAUAAGAGGUGCAGAGGGUCCAGGGUUGACUCGUGGCGGCGGAGAGUGACCUGCGGUCUUGUAUUAAGAACGGAGGCUUCGGACUGAACGGGCGUCGCUCUGAGGGUUCUCGACCCAGGAUGACUUCAGUGACUAGAUCAGAGACUGUAGAAGUGCUAGAAGAGGAACCAGUGACAUCUAAGACUCAUGAUCAUCAAAUGGAAUCAAAUCCCAAUCCUGUGGAAGUGUGUACUAAAUCGUCUGCCUCCCUGGAGAUGACUCAAGGAGUUUCAAAGGAAAGAAGUCACGUUGGCUGUAGCCCUCAAAAAGGGGAGUGUUGUGAUCUCAGCCACGAGGAAGGACUUCAGCCCAGGUCCCUUCAUUUGUCUCCCCAAGAACAGUCUGCCCAUCAUCGAGACAGAAGGCAGUCCUGGCGGCGAGCAAGUAUGAAAGAAAUCAACAGGCGGAAGUCACUGCCUCCCUUUCAUCAGGGCAUCACAGAGCUCAGCAGAUCCAUCAGCGUCGACCUAGCAGAAAGCAAACGGCUUGGCGCUCUCCUGCUUUCCAGUUUCCAGUUCUCUGUUCAGAAACUUGAACCUUUCCUAAAAGGCACUGAGGGCUUCAGUCUUGAAAGUUUUAGAGCCAAAGCAUCUUCUCUUUCUGAAGAAUUAAAACAUUUUGCAGACAGACUGGAAAGUAAUGGAACUCUACAGAAAUGUUUUGAAGAUACAAAAGGAAAAGCAUCAGAUUUGUCUCUGGAAGCAUCAGUGGCUGAGAUGAAGGAAUACAUAACAAAGUUUUCCUUAGAACGUCAGACUUGGGAUCAGCUCUUGCUGCACUAUCAGAAGGAGGCUGAGGAGAUCUUAUCCAGAGGAUCAACUGAAACAAAAAUGACUGAAGUUGAACCUACAGCAUAUCUUGGGUCUUCCCAGAAUGAAGUCCUUAAUACAAAGCCUGAUUACCAGAAAAUAUUACAGAACCAGAACAAAGUCUUUGAUUGUAUGGAAUUGGUGAUGGACGAAUUGCAAGGAUCAGUGAAGCAGUUGCAUGCCUUUAUGGACGAAAGUACCCAGUGCUUCCAGAAGAUGUCAGUACAACUCAGCAAGAGAAGUACGCAACAAUUAGAUUCUUCACCAGCUCGAAAACUGCUCAAGCUUCAGUUACAAAACCUGCCUACAGCACAUUGUUCUAAAUCUUGUCAGUGA
Messenger RNA from Myotis brandtii (Brandt's bat), 1244 nucleotides. RefSeq names its product DSN1 homolog, MIS12 kinetochore complex component (gene DSN1). The record is from RefSeq and is a predicted model, not a curated record. Gene Ontology annotation, biological process: mitotic sister chromatid segregation; cell division. Lineage: Eukaryota; Metazoa; Chordata; Mammalia; Chiroptera; Vespertilionidae. The transcript has 11 exons. Gene Ontology annotation, cellular component: MIS12/MIND type complex. Bases 180 to 1244 code for a protein of 354 amino acids.